This is a messenger RNA of Candidula unifasciata, 3908 nucleotides long. The record is from the annotation of a GenBank genome assembly. Lineage: Eukaryota; Metazoa; Mollusca; Gastropoda; Stylommatophora; Geomitridae.
CUCAAUCUCAGUCUCAGCCUAUUAGUGGUGGUUCAGAAUGUUUCUGUUUUCAGCUAGAAGACUUGAGAUCACAGUCUGAGGAGGGUGUGGUAGACCUUGUGGAUUGUAGGUCAGGGUUUGUGGAGUCUUUGUUGAACCCUGCGGACUGUGAGUCUAAUCCAUUGCUGUGUAAACAAGAUAACAGUUCUGAAUCUGUUCACUGUAAAUCAGAGAUUGUAAUCUGUAGGUCAUAUUCUGCAGAUCAUAGGUCAGGGAAAAAUGAUAGAAGAUCUGUAAGUUUAACUGAAAGGUCACAUUGUGAAGAAAACUCAGGAUGUCAAGAUUGUUUGACGGAAAAUAGAGAAGCAGGUUCUGAUAUUCUGUUUAGUGGAACAAAGAGUGAGCUAGAAAGUGUAGUUGUUGGUAGUUCUAGCAGUUCAGAAAACAGGUCACCAAAGGAAUGUGAAUCAGAAGCAGUAGAUAGUUGGUCUGAGAAAGCAAAAGGCUUGUUAAGGAAUGAAGUUUGUAAUUUGCUAGAGGCAGAUGGUGGAUCUCUAAGCCAAGGAAACAGUUUUGAAAGCUCCAUACAAGCUGAUAGUGCAUCAAAUCUUCGUUGUAAGAGUGAGGAUAAUAAUUCAGACUUUAGGAGUUCAGUGUUUGAGUAUAGCUCGUACAACACUCAAGGGUUAGAGAACUCAGAUCCUGUCAGUGAGUCGCUGAAGUUUCUUUAUGCAGAUUCUGGGCAGGACACUCAAAACACAGCUAGUGCAUUCAGCCCCGGUUAUGUCAGACGCCAGUGUGAGGCUUUCUCCAGGGCAUCACAUGGCUUGCAGACAUCUCCUAGUGGGGUUGAUACAAACAGGCAGCAGUCUAGAAAAGAACAUCUGAAUUUUUUGUUGACCCCUUCUGUAACAUCUGUUCAAACAAGGUUUCAAGGAUGCCCAACAGAUAGUGCCAGGCAAUAUCAAAAAGGUUACUAUGGUCUUGCUUGGGAUAGCAAAUUCCAUAAAAAGGUUAUGGCCAAAGGUUAUGUAAAGGCUCUGGCUGAGCAGAUUAACCACCAAGGCACUAUAACUAACCUCAAAGAUGAAGAGCUACAGGAGAACAGCCCUAAUGAUGGGGAAAUGUCCAGAAGUGUUGUUCAUAGUUUAAUUCAGGCUGCAGAAGUUCAGCAGUUGAAAGAAAAUGGCUCUGUUUGUAUAACAACGAAGCCAACUUUGCUUUCAGCCAGUUCUGUGUCUAACAACAGCUCACAUCCUGAAGAAGUUUCUGUUACUGCUCAACAAAUACCAAAGAAAUUGACAAUGAAGAAUAAUGAACCUCAGCAAACUUCAGGGACGGAAAAGCCAGCAGCACAUCAAGGAAGUGAAUCUGCAUCUGUCUUCCAGCCACCGCACACCGCUUCCCAUUCUCCUUGCUCAAAGCUUCAGUGCAACAAACUUGUAACAUUUUCAUCAAAGUCCUCGACAAAGUUCCCACCAAAUGACUCUGUGUACAUACCUCGGACACCAACAAGACCACAGCAGUCUUUCAUCCAACAGAAACCAGAAGUAGACUAUACCUCAAAGCCAAAAUAUCACAAAAUGUCAUCAACGGACACAGAACAGAAUAACUGUGCAAGUUCACCCCCAUCAUCCUCUAGAUCUUGCUCAUCGCCAUCAAGAAAAGCAGCAAACAUAUCACCUUUAUCAUCUUCAUCAGAUCCUACUGUGCCUUGUGCUUCAGAUAAACCCGACAGUGCCUCUGAAAAUAUCACAGGCAAUAUCUCUCCCCCCUCGUACAAUACUCAGAUCUUAUCACAUUCACACACCAGAAGUGACCAGGUUUCCCUUAGCAGUGAUGCCAGACAAAGUACUGACCAACACAGUGAUUAUGACAAUGCACCACCUCUAAAUGCUGCAGAAUUGUUUGACUCCAGCUGGUCAGACUCUGACAGCCUUGACGAAGUCAGUGAUGACAAUGAAGAUAAUGGUGACACAAAAGUAACAGCUUUAAACAUUCUACCCCACGACCGUUCAGAAACAAAGACCAGUGAUCAACAGAAAGGUCAUAAUGAGGAUAAAAGGUUCCGGAUUGCGGAGGAGCUGCUGCGGACGGAAAGAGAUUAUGUGGCCAGGCUUCAUCUGCUGCAUCAGGUAUUCUUUUUUCGACUGGAUAAUGAAAACCGUCAGCAAAACUUUCUUCCAGCAGAUACUCUCCAACACAUGUUCUCCAACACCAAAAGUAUUUUCCACUUCCACCACGAUUUUGUGCUUCCACAACUGGAAGGGCGAAUGAACAACUGGAAAAAUGAUCCUCGUAUUGGGGACCUUAUGAAAAAGAAUGCCCCGUUUCUGAAGAUGUACACUGAAUAUAUUCGUAACUUUGACAGAGCAAUGAAGCUCAUCAACCAUUGGCUGGAAAAGUCUGCCAGGUUUUCUGAGAUAAUUCAGGAUGUUCAGAAACUUCCAGAAUGUGGGAAUUUGUCCUUGCAACAUCACAUGCUGGGCCCCAUCCAAAGGGUGCCCCGAUACGAGCUGUUAUUGAAAGAUUAUGUGAAACAUUUACCUGUUGAUUCUCCGGAUAUGUCGGAUGCCAAAGAGGCCUUGGAUUUAGUCACCAAAGCUGCCUGUCACUCCAAUGAGGCAAUGAAAAAAAUUGAAACAUUCCACAAGUUGUUAGACAUCUACCAGAGUUUGCGAGGUGUUCCUGUGGACUUUAUCUCUCCCACAAGAGAGUUUGUCACUCAGGGUCCAGUUAUCAAAAUUGCUGCACGCAGUGGAGAGAGGCAACUAAGACAGAUUUUUCUGUUCAAUGACCUGGUGUUGGUGUGUAGCCAGUACAACCUGCUUGGUACGUACAACGUGCGGUCACUUCUCGAGGUGGAGGGCAUGGAGAUCCGGCAUGGAACAAAUAUGCACAUUCCAAACACAUUUCUGCUGCAUAGUAAACAGAAAGCAGUGGAACUUCUAGAUGAAACUCUGACCGGUGAAAGUUUUGGCUGGGAAGAGAAAAUCCACACUGUUAUUGGCAAGCAUAGAGAAAGGAAAAAGUCAAUCAGACAGGAAGAGCCACGAGAAUUUACAAUCGACACCAAUGUGCCUGAAAGCUGUUUGGGCAAAACAGCGCCAGUUUGGGUUCAGGAUGAUGCUGCAACAAUGUGUAUGCUGUGCAUGUUGCCAUUUAACAUGGUGCGGAGACGUCAUCACUGCCGUGCAUGCGGCAAGUUGAUCUGCAAAACAUGCUGCAAGAAAGCUCCCCUUGAGUAUAUGAAAGGAAAGAUUGACAGAGUGUGUACAGCUUGCUACAAUGUGAUUGUCAACAAACAGAAAAUGUCAGCAUCCGAUUCUUCUACAGGAGAAAGUAGUCCAAAGAAAAAGGGUAUUUUGCAUGUGAAGGCCAGUGAGCCGGCUCUCAUAUCUGGCUAUAUGCACUGCAGUGAAGAUGGAGGACACAGCUGGCAUUACUUGUGGGUCACGGCUCACAAAGAUUUUGUUCUUUAUUCUUUUAAAGCUCAUCAGGACGUUAGUGCAAUCAGCUCACUACCAUUACCUGGCCAUGAGGUGACCCAAAUAUGGGACAUUGAAAGCAAGCCGUACGUGUUCUGUCUCAGCCAUAAGAUGAAAAGAGUCUGUAUGUUUCAAACAGAUAAUGACAAACACAUGAAAAGGUGGAUGUUUAUUCUGGAGAAACUUGUACGUGCUGAAUUACCUGAAGACAGCUCCAGGCUGUCCUCACAGUCCAACAGCAGCAACAGCUCAUCAGCUUCAGACAGCGGCACCAACAAUGAUUACAACCCCAGCAGUACUGGAUCCAGCAACCAAGCCGACGGAGGUCAGCCCUGCAGCAAUAGUAGCAGUCUGUCUACACUGGGUGUUGAUGAUGUCAACCCAGAUAAUGCUGAUGGGAUCAGCCAGUAUGACAAUGUGGAUGGGGUUGUCACGGAGUAA